UUUUCGGACACACCGCGAGUGGAGUAUUGUGUGUAGGUUAUAUGUGUCACUGACAAGGAAUCAACUCCAAAUAUGGCAAGCGAUAAAAAAACUGAAAAACCUCAAACAAAGGUUGGAAAAGCGAACGAAGAGAUUCUCGCUGUUUUCCAGACUCUCCGAAAUGAUCAGAGAUUAAUGGCCAGCAAGUUUUCAGAGAUGGAAAUGGAGUUGAACGAGCACAAAAUUGUCAUCGAUACACUCAAGACUGUGGAUCCCAAGAGGAAAUGCUACAGAAUGAUCGGGGGAAUUUUGUGUGAGCAAGUCGUCGGGGAGGUCCUACCAACUCUCGUAGCCAAUAAGGAGCAGUUAACGAAAGUAAUAGCAUCACUUCACGAUCAGUUGGCGAAGAAGGGCAUCGAAAUAAACGAAUACAAAGAGAAACACAACAUAAGGAUACGUGGAAUAGACGAGCUACAGCAGACAGAGGAAGAGUCAAAGGAGACCAAUGAUUCGAAGAGAAAUGCACUUGUGGGCAAUUUCCUGGAGGCUUAAUUUGAUAAAUGAUACUCAUCUAUUAAACAUAUUUUCAUUAAACUCAGAUACCACAAUUCAGUGCAUUUUUCACUGUCUCUCGAAGUCACAUUUUCUCUCGCGUCGGAUAUUAAACAAUGCAUUUACUAAU
Molecule: messenger RNA, 661 nt
Organism: Diachasma alloeum
Lineage: Eukaryota; Metazoa; Arthropoda; Insecta; Hymenoptera; Braconidae
Gene: Pfdn2
Product: prefoldin subunit 2
Exons: 3
Coding region: 73-531 (152 amino acids)
Biological process (GO): protein folding
Cellular component (GO): prefoldin complex; cytoplasm
Molecular function (GO): protein folding chaperone
Source: RefSeq, a predicted model, not a curated record